AUGCAUUUUUUCCCUCGAGCAGAUACCGCUCUCCUCUCCUCCACCUUUGACUACCACAAACUUCCCCCGAGGCCGAAGACCAUCGGCCCCAUCUUCGAUGCAGAGAACUUCAAGACGCCCGUAGAGGCCUGGGCCCCGGAACGCGACGACUACUUAUACCCCGCGAAGCCAGACCCCUACGCGCCCACCUCAAUACCUCCUGAGCCGACCACUUGUCCCUCCAGAUACCUCCGGACGCGACUGGCCAAGAAUGAGAGAUUGAGACUGUCGAUGCUAUGGUACUACGCGAGAGACCUCGAUAACGAGCCUGAGCUGCUGGCGGGCCUGCAGGAGAAGGCAUGUCUUGCCCAGGAAAACUCGGGCUGGGAGUUUGCGGUUAUCGGCCUGCUCGACGCCAAUGUUUACAUCCGCCUGGCCACCGUCGGUCUCGAACUCGCUAUUCUUCCUCGCGGCGAAACCAUCUGCGCACACACAGUGACGCAACCCCCAGGAAACGUCUUUCUCCUACCGAACAUGCUCGAAGACUGGCGAUUCCGAGAGUGUCCGUACGUUGAACAAGGCGGCCUUAUCGCAUACGCAGGCGUCCCGCUUCGAAUGCAGCACGAAUCAGGUGAAUGUGUUGGCCUCGGAUCGCUUUGCGUAGCGUCAUCGACACCGCAGCCCCCGUUGUCUAAAUCGCAGCAGCUGGCACUCGCGCGCUUGGGCGACUGGGUUGUUUCCGAUAUCAUACAAUGCGCCCGGACAAGGCGCCAGCGUGAACGAAACCGGCUCGUUGGACUUAUUGCGGCUCUUGAAAAGGAGCCUGAAGGCGAUGAUGUUCAGGAACCGGUUCUGCGAAUACUUCGCGAAGCAUACCCCGACGAGUCAAUUAGUCUGCAGUCUACGGGAAGUGGGCAGACAGGCACGAGCAUACCAUACCCCGCGGCGGCAUCGGACCUGAAACACGGACUGUGGGAGGACGAUAACUAUAUCGAAGACUUCAUCGCCAACUCAAAUUACGACGAACCGCCGAAGGACAGGGUUGUCCGCUACAUUUCAGCACAAUGCGAAACCAAAGUCGGCCUUUCAGCACUCGUGUUAGCAACAAAAGACUUCAAACGAAUAUUCGACGACGUUGACUCAUGGUUUGUCCAUACGUGCGCUACCCAGCUCACCCAGCGAUGGCAGAAGCGUCUGCUGAAUGAAGUCAUGAGGGCAAAGGAGAAGUUCCUCCGGGGUGUAUCUCACCAGCUGCGAACACCCAUCCACGGCAUCCUUGGCGCUGCGGAGCUUCUCACAGAGGACCUAAGGUCGUUAACGGUGCCUGGUAGCUCACAGCUACGGCCUGGGGCGGAGGCGCUGAUGCAGCCGCUUGCUGACAUUGCAAAGUCAUAUGUUUAUCUUGAUACCAUCGCGACAGCAGGUAGGGAAUUGAUGUCGACCGUCAACAACAUGAUUACUCUCAACAGGUGGGCCGAUAUCGCUGCUGCCAAACGGCAGUAUGAUACAUACGAUAUCCAGGCGUUGGAAACGACGCUCGUCAAGGGGUUAUUGGAGUUUCCCUCCAGAGAUCCACGGUUACAAGCCCCCGUUUUCUUUCAUCACGACUUAUCCCCCGAAUGCGACGGUCUUCGCCUUGAUAUGAAUCUCUUCCGCGACAGCAUUCUCCCUCUUAUCCUCAACGCUGUUCAGAACACAUCCGAGGGUGUCGUAACGGUCACACUGUCGUACACUCAGAAUACGAGUAUGCUCACGGUUGACGUGCAAGACACGGGCUGCGGCAUUAGUCUAGAUGACCAGAGCCGUAUUUUCGAUUUGUAUGAAAAGGUCGCGGAGCAUUCCACAGGUGCUGGACUGGGUUUGACCGUUGCUUCCAAGUUCUCGGCGUUGCUUCAUGGAUCUGUGGAGUUGGUGUCAUCGGAGGUUGAUCGUGGAUCUCAUUUCCGAGCAACGUUCCGUGAUAUGCUUUGCACGGCUUCAUCGUCCCCUGCGCAGUCUGGAACUGUCUCCCGGUUCAAGCACCUCCCACAGAAGUUCCGCCAUCUGCCAUCAGAUUCUCCAGACGUGCACUUGCCGUCCAACUUAGCGAGGUACCUCGGACGAAAUGGCUUCUCAUCAUCAAAUGAAACCCACGAAUGUCUCAACAUUGUUGACUACAUUCACGACCCGCAACAGCGCCAAAAGUACGAGUCAACACUACCUCAAGAUCAGGUUGCUGUCUGCCUUGUUCCACACUUGCACCAAAUUGAGACGCAAGAAUCUCGGAAUAUUAUUUUCAUUGACGGACCUUUCUCAGCAUCCACGCUUGAUUCUGCGCUGCUCAAAGCCGAUGAGCUAUUGACGAAGAUGCGCGAGUCAAUAAGUGAACCUACUCACCCGUCAUCUGCUCCUACACAAGAUGAUUGCGGUGCUUUACCAAGACCUUCAUGCAGACCCACAGGAUGUGAUCAGGACUCGGGCUAUGGUUCCAUGAACAGCUCAUCAAUUAGCGGAGGAGGAACAAAUACGCCCCAACUCCAAACCCCAUCAGAACACCAGACUGCAACUUUAUUAUCGCAGACUGACGCACCGCCCGUCAACCUCCCCAUCAGACCUUUAAUACCCCCUUCGGCCCCCACAAAGCCCUUUACCCUCAUCGUCGACGACAACGCCGUCAACCUGCGCAUCCUGGAGAUGUACUGUAAGAAGCGCGGCCUCCCCUACCUCAGCGCCGUCGACGGCAAGCAAGCAGUCGACAUGUUCACCAAGCAGCAGGCUUCUGGCGGUGCCCAAGUCGGGCUCAUCCUCAUGGACUUGCAGAUGCCCGUGUGUGAUGGUAUUAGUGCUACCCAGCAGAUCCGCGCGUUAGAGAAGACAGAGGGAAGAGCGGUACUAUUUAUAGUGACGGGACAGGAUAGCACACUGGAUAGAGAGGCGGCGAGUGCGGCGGGGGCGGAUGAUUAUCUUGUUAAGCCGGUGGGCAUCAAGCUGCUGGAUAGUAGUCUGAAGGGAUACUUCCCAGGCUUGACGAAGUGA
Molecule: messenger RNA, 2994 nt
Organism: Fusarium sp. VM40
Lineage: Eukaryota; Fungi; Ascomycota; Sordariomycetes; Hypocreales; Nectriaceae
Source: the annotation of a GenBank genome assembly